Messenger RNA from Pestalotiopsis fici W106-1, 765 nucleotides. RefSeq lists its product as uncharacterized. The record is from RefSeq and is a predicted model, not a curated record. The coding region runs from base 1 to 765 and encodes 254 amino acids. NCBI's taxonomy places the organism in Eukaryota, Fungi, Ascomycota, Sordariomycetes, Amphisphaeriales, Sporocadaceae. The transcript is spliced from 3 exons. Gene Ontology annotation, molecular function: hydrolase activity.
AUGGCAUCUCACCCUCCAGGUGACUGUUGCGGUCAAGGCUUCAAGCACGAAGGCGAGCCCGCGGGCAAAAUGAUCACAGUCGCUUCAAAAUGGGACGGGUACCUCGCAACGCCGCCCAUGGGAACCGAGCACAAGGAAGCAACUGUCCUCUAUAUCCCCGACAUUCUCGGCAUCUACAAUAACUCAAAGCUGCUAGCUGAUCAGUUUGCGGCGAGGGGCUACCAAACCUUGGUGGUCGAUGUCAUGAAUGGAGACCCGGCCCCGGCAAACUUUGACAGCAUCCCGGGCUUUGAUCUGCCGACGUGGAUCUCGGAGGGAACUGACGGAAAGAAACCCCACACCAAGGAUGCUAUAGAUCCCAUUGUAUCGGCGGCUGUGGCAUACCUUCGAGAGUCACUUGGUGCCAACAAGGUCGCGGCGGUGGGAUAUUGCUUCGGUGCAAAGUAUCUUAUCCGUCACCUGGUCUCUGAAAUAGAUGCAGGUUUUGUUGCGCAUCCAUCGUUUGUCGAUGAGGAAGAACUGGCUGCCAUUACCAAGCCACUUUCUAUAGCAGCGGCAGAGACAGAUUCGAUAUUUACAACUGAGCGGCGUCACAAAUCCGAGGACAUUCUGACUCGGGUGAGAGUCCCGUAUCAGAUAAAUCUCUUCUCUGGCGUUGCCCAUGGUUUUGCUGUCCGUUGCGAUUUGCAGCAAAAGGGCCAGCGGUUUGCUAAGGAGCAGGCACUGUUGCAGGCGGUGGCGUGGUUUGAUCAUCAUUUAUCGUAG